CAUACGGACAUCACGUUUAAAUUUGCUUGCAACCAGUGGCGGUGUGUGUAACGAGUCAAACCUUGUGGGUCGAAUACAUGCUACGACGGCUUGCUUGCUCCCUGCGGUAAAUGUGGUAGUUAUAGCUACAUUGGAUAUCAUGGGUCAGUUUUUAUCAGCCAAAUUGAAUGGGAAUACCACUGCAAACAGUGCUGUUGUUUGGCUGUGAACAAGCAGCAAACCACGCCUUUUCUUCAGUGUUAAACUUUGGAUCGUUGUUUGUCUUUCACUGGAAACCUGGACCACUGUCAAUACAGAAAGCUAACCUGAGCUAUCUGUAGCCAUGGAUGUGCAGGAGUAUCAACAAAGGGGUAAAGAAGUUGUGGAUUUCAUUGUGGAGUAUUUAACCACCAUAAGGACACGACGUACAUUCCCCGAUGUCCAACCAGGCUACAUGAAGAGUCUAGUACCAGAUGAGGCACCAGAGGAAGGUGAAAAGUGGGAGGAUAUUUUCAAAGACGUGGAGCGAGUUAUCCUCCCGGGGGUAACCCAUUGGCAAAGCCCUCACAUGCAUGCUUACUUCCCUGCAUUGAAUAGUUUCCCUUCCUUGCUUGGAGAUAUGGUGGCAGAUGCAAUCAGUUGUUUGGGCUUCACCUGGGCAUCGAGUCCAGCAUGUACUGAACUGGAAAUCAUUGUGAUGGACUGGCUCGGUGCAAUGAUUGGUCUUCCAGCAAGUUUCAUGCAUCGGAAUGAAAAUGGCAAGGGAGGUGGCGUUCUCCAGGGCACAUUGAGUGAAGCAACCUUAGUUGCAAUGUUUGCUGCCCGCUAUCGUGCUAUUCGCAGGGAGAGAGAACGAGGGAACCUAUCUGAUGACGUCAGUGAUGGUGCUAUCUGUUCCCGCCUCGUUGUCUAUUGUUCAGAUCAGGCCCAUUCUUCCAUCGAAAAAAACGCUCUGAUUGCACUUGUCAAACUAAGACGUCUCCAAUCUGAUGAGCGUUACAGUAUGCGGGGGAACGCUCUGAGGAAGGCUAUUGAUGAAGAUGAGAAAAAUGGUCUCAUUCCAUUCUUUGUGUGUGCUACUCUUGGUACCACAGGAGUCUGUGCAUUUGAUAAUCUGGACGAAAUCGGUGAAGUGUGUGAGGAGAAAAAGCUGUGGUUACACGUGGAUGCAGCUUAUGCCGGCACUGCUUUCCUUUGUCCCGAGUACCGCCCUCACUUGAAGGGAGUUGACAAAGCAGACACGUUUGCCUUUAAUCCCAGUAAAUGGAUGAUGGUGCAUUUUGACUGUACCGCCUUGUGGGUGAAAGAUCGAGAGGUAUUGGAGAAUACCUUCUGUGUAAAUCCACUGUACCUCAAACAUGAGAAGCAAGGGAUGGCUGUUGAUUUCAUGAAUUGGCAAAUUCCUCUUAGCCGUCGCUUCCGUGCCAUUAAGCUGUGGUUUGUCAUCCGGUCAUUUGGAAUCAAGGGUCUACAAGAGCACGUGCGCAAGGGUGUUCGCUUGGCAAAGUACUUCGAGUCCUUGCUUCGGACAGAACCGAUAUUUGAGAUUCCAGUUGAAUGCAACCUGAGCCUGGUUGUUUUCCGACUUAAGGGAAAGAAUUUUUUGACUGAGGAGUUGCUGCGUCGAGUCAAUGCAACCGGCAAACUGUACGUUGUGCCUGCGGCAAUCAACGGUCUUUAUGUUAUCAGAUUCACGGUAACAUCUCUAAACACUACAGAAGAUGAUAUCGUGAAGGAUUGGAGAUUGAUCUGCAGCAUGGGUAAUGCGGUCAUGCGUUGUCUCAGUCCUCUGAGACGUCGAAUCGCCUCCUGGCCUGCAGCAGCAGCAUUUGAGGCACGACCAGAUGUCUACAUGGCACUGUAUACCGAGUCCAAGAUGGCGGCAUUAGCAAUACCUGAUGAGCUCGAUGGCUACUCAAGUGACACAGAUGGGGUAGAUUUUCGAAAGAGUCCAAAUCUGUAUCCCCGUAAGCCAUUUAUUCCGACAGACAAAAUGUCGCCGGAAUCAGAUGAGCAGUCCGGGGAUGAAAGGCUCAACAACGGCAGUCAAAAGGGCAUUGAGAUGGUAAAUGGUCACUCUAAUGGUCUCUGUAAUGAUGCCGACAAAAGUGAAGAUGACGUGUUUUGCCAUCAUAUGACCAAGGGUUCAAAAUCCCGAGGUGGAUCUAUGCCACAUCUCAAUGGGCUAUCUGUCGAGGUUACGAAAAAUAUGUUCAUCCAUAACAAUAAUGUAACGAAGGGCAGUCACCAUGAUGUUCAGAAUGGCUUAGAGGAGAAGCCGGCUGAAGUAUCUGUUGCUAGCAGGGGACGUUUCGGCGCCCUCAGCGUCGCUAAGGAAAGCACAUACACAGGGGUAGUGAAUAUCUGUCACUGCUCAACCAAGGCAGAUAUGGCCGCUACUCAAAAGCAGUAGACCAAAGCGAGUAGGCUAAUUUAAUCAGGAAUCUUAUCAUCAUGAUUAAGGAAUUGGACAAAAAUACUAUACAACCUAUAUAACCAUAAGCAUAAACCUAAACGGUAUAUCCGUUCGUACCUUGGACUAUCUUUCCGGGUUUACAAGUUUUCACAUCCUAAUUAAUCUUAAUUGUAUGAUGACCAAAAGUUGUUUGAGUUUUGUCAAAUUAUGAAAUUCGGGCUUAUCUAUUGUAACUAAAAUAACCGAAGACGCAUGAAACUCCUAUAAUACUGAGCGACAAUAAAGACGUCGUGGGAUUUUUCAUCAAGGAUUAAUUCAAAUUCAUUCACUUAUACAGUAAUGAUAAAGCUGUGUUUCGUUGUGGACUUAGAUGGAAGUACUAAUGCUUACAGUCAUCGUCUGAAUGUGAUCACUUUAUUUAUGAUGGAUAUGCCCCUACUUGCGGUCAUUAAAGCGAAACAUGUUAGUGAUACUUUAAAAAUAAAUCAUGAUAAUGUAUUAAACUUAUUGUUUUGUUGUCAUUAAAACCAAGUAUCACGUCUUGUUAAAUGGAUAAUAAUUAGUAAUUAAUAGGGUUCUAAAGGGGCUUUAAAACUAUGUAGAAUAAUAAAGAUGCUUAUACUCAUUGUUAAUGGUAGCUGUAGAAUCGUGUCAACGCCAUCAAUAAUUGUCCAUUGUCUUUUUUUGCAGUUAAUUUGUUGCGAAAAAGUUAUAAGAUAAGAAAAUGUGCAAUAGAGAGCUGUGAUAAAAUUACUCUGUGUUGUUUAUGAACUAUAAUCAAUACAUGAACUAUUUCAAUAUGUCAUUGAAGAAUUUUAGUUAACUAUAUAGAAAUAAAUAUAUACUCAAAUUUUAUUGCGAGGUUUAAUAACAUUAGAAACGGGAAGAGUUAACUAAAACAGUCAAACAUAAAAAGGUGGGGGAAAUGCGCAGUGGAAAUCAAAAACGUGCGUUUUUGUGAAUAAAGUUCGAGGGUUACUACAGUAGAGUAAUUACAUUUUGACCAUACAUGUGCACGUACAUCUAAUUUCCUCUAAAUAAUACAAUUACAGUAUACCUUGAAGUAAAGGAUUACGAAGAAAUCUAGACUGCGGUAAUAUAGUUUUCAAUUUUAGGCAUUUAGACAAAGGUAGCCUAAUUGCCUCUGUUUGGAUAUUUGCCUUGCCGACAAAAAUGUAUUUUGCGAGUAAACAAAAUUCUAAACACUUUCUUACUGUCACCUCAUGCUAAACAGGCUUAGUAUGUGAACAUGUUUACAAACUGAUAGCAAGAAGACUCCGUCAAAAAUUAUCAGAUUUGAUGUCUCAUUUUAAAGUGAAAAGACGUAUCUUUCAAACCAUACCUAUAUUAUCUAUGUUGGCUACACAUUCUACGUAUGAUAUUAUGUUGUAUUUUGUUUGCAUUAUUUUGGAUACACGCUGUAUAGGCCUCUAAUAAGAAUGUCUUAAUUUUUUUCUUUCAUUUUUUCUUCAUAAAUGUGUCAUUUCUUUUGAUUUUAUCUUCCUAAAAUAACUUUUGUUUAUUUUAAAUAACAUCGUACUGUUGAUCUUAAUCUUUACUUUUUGAUAACUCUUCAUUGAGUUCAGUACUCUGCUUUGGUUCGAAAAGUCAUGCGAGCGAAUGUGCCCAAUUGUGCUUGGGGACACAAGGAAAAUGCUUUAGAAAACACCGGACUAAUUUACUUUAUGCAAGUUUCAAAUUGAUUGAUAAAAGACGAAUUUGAUCUCUGAAUGCUGCUAUUCCGCAACAGCCUAGACGAAUUUAAUCUGUAAUGACGAAUAUUCUCGACCCGGUGACUAAAAAGGGUGGUCAAACUGUGAAAUUGAAUGGUAAAUGACUAAAUUGGUUUGACAAAAGCGUUUGAUUGUUUUCUCGGACGACAUUGAAUGUUAGAGUUGGUGAAUUCAAAUGAAAACUGUUUAAAACAGCUGGGAAAACCUAUAGAAGACGAGAAAAUCCCUCUCUUUGUAUCCAUCGGUAAAAAAACACAACAUCCAUUAACAAUCUGAUAUCACUUCCCUCAGCAUAAUAAGCGAGUUAAACAGGAGUUAUUAAAUAUGUAAUGAUAUAAAGCAUAUUUUCUUAUUAUUAGAGAAUUGUGUAUUUGAUUAAUGUGGCACCCCUUAUUACUGAGGGAGCAAUAAAUUAGGAGACCUGUUUUUCCUGA
Patiria miniata (bat star) is the source of this 4562-nucleotide messenger RNA. RefSeq names its product histidine decarboxylase-like (gene hdc). The record is from RefSeq and is a predicted model, not a curated record. Gene Ontology annotation, molecular function: pyridoxal phosphate binding; histidine decarboxylase activity. Gene Ontology annotation, biological process: L-histidine catabolic process; histamine biosynthetic process. The coding region runs from base 323 to 2392 and encodes 689 amino acids. Lineage: Eukaryota; Metazoa; Echinodermata; Asteroidea; Valvatida; Asterinidae. The transcript is spliced from 13 exons.